Messenger RNA from Saimiri boliviensis boliviensis (Bolivian squirrel monkey), 1994 nucleotides. It is a transcript of the gene VSTM2L, whose product is annotated as V-set and transmembrane domain containing 2 like. The record is from RefSeq and is a predicted model, not a curated record. Gene Ontology annotation, cellular component: membrane. NCBI's taxonomy places the organism in Eukaryota, Metazoa, Chordata, Mammalia, Primates, Cebidae.
AGGAGGGAGGAAGGUGCGGCGGCGGCGCGGCGUGGCCUUCCGCGGAAGGGAAGAGUCCUGCAGUCGGAGGCGGCCGGCUGAGCGUGCGCUCGCUCCCCUCAGCCGGGGCUGGGCCGGAGCCCGGCGAGGGCUGGGAACCGGGUGGGGCCGAGGACAGCGGGCCAGGGGCAGCGGCCGGAGCCGGGAAGCCAGGCCGCGCAGGGCAGAGGACGGCAGGCACGGGGUCUGCGGUCUCUGGGGCCCCGAUGUGAGGCGGCGGCGCCCCCGGCCCGAGCGCGCAGCAUGGGGGCCCCGCUCGCGGUGACGCUGGGCGCCCUCCACUACCUGGCACUUUUCCUGCAACUCGGCGGCGCCACGCGGCCUGCCGGCCACGCGCCCUGGGACAACCAUGUCUCCGGCCACGCCUUGUUCACAGAGACACCCCAUGACAUGACGGCACGGACGGGCGAGGACGUGGAGAUGGCCUGCUCCUUCCGCGGCAGUGGCUCCCCCUCCUACUCGCUGGAGAUCCAGUGGUGGUACGUACGGAGCCACCGGGACUGGACAGACAAGCAGGCGUGGGCCUCCAACCAGCUAAAAGCAUCUCAGCAGGAAGACGCAGGGAAGGAGGCGACCAAAAUAAGUGUGGUCAAGGUGGUGGGCAGCAACAUCUCCCACAAGCUGCGCCUGUCCCGGGUGAAGCCCACGGACGAAGGCACCUACGAGUGCCGCGUCAUCGACUUCAGCGACGGUAAGGCCCGACACCACAAGGUCAAGGCCUACCUGCGAGUGCAGCCAGGGGAGAACUCCGUCCUGCACCUGCCCGAAGCCCCUCCCGCUGCACCUGCCCCGCCGCCCCCCAAGCCGGGCAAGGAGCUGAGGAAGCGCUCGGUGGACCAGGAGGCCUGCAGCCUCUAGACUGACGGCCCUGUCCCUGCCCGCCCGCCCCACGCUGUACAGAGUGCAUGAGGAGCCGCCGGACCACCGGGGACGGACUGCCUGCGUCCAGCCGUGCCCCAUCCCCGAGGCCGCCUGUGGCCACCACGUCGGCCCUCUUUCUGUCACCCCUUGCUCAGCAUGUAAGCCUCACCUACCCCUGCUCUUUCAGACCCCUGCAGUGACCUGACUCAGACAAGGUGGCCCUGGGCACCAAGGGGCCAGCCGCCCUGAACACUGGGGCGGGGACCAUGCUGGGGCCCGGGCCACCCCCUUCCUCUCACCAGCUUCUGUGGAGUCCAGUGUUUGCUUUGCUUGCUUGUCCCCCAUCCUGUCCCGAGCCGGGGUCCCCCCGCCUCACCUCCCUCCUCCUACCAUCCCUUGCUUAGACCUGGGGGUGUGGACAGUGACCCCCUCCCUGAAUUUGGACUUGACUCCUCUGAGUGGAACUAGGGCCUGUCCCCUGGUGAAGACCCAGGGGACAGAGUUGCCAGGAGGGCCUUUUUGGGACGGUGGCUCUGCAGGGUCACUCACGGAGCCCUGGGAGGACAGCAAGAUGCCCCACCCCCUCCUGGCAGGUCCUUCCUGUUCAGCGCCCUGUGUGACCCUCCAGGGAUAGAGGGGAUCCAGCACUCGCUUCCUCGUCACAUAGUGGGUCAGAAGGGAGGGGCCUUCCCCUCAGACCCACGGCCCCAGGCAGAGUUUUGCACCAGCAGGACCCCUUUGAGGGUCUUCAAGGCUCUCCCCGGAGCCCCCCUCUGCCAGCUCCCAGUGCCCUAGCCACCUCUUGGGUCCUGUGCCAAGCCCACCCCAGAGCCUGGGGCAGUUGGGAGCCAAGGGCCCCUUGGUACCCAGUUCCCUCACGAUUCCCGAUCAGGGGCACACCUGCCCCCGGUUAUUUGUACAUAUUUCUAUCGGACCCAGUUUUCCUCAGAAUUGGCUCACACCUCGGGCUGCUGCUCAGUGAUGAUGCGGGGGAGGUGGGAGAGGCCGAGGGUUUUGCCUAGGGGUGGGUUGCCCUGUAUACAUGAUCCAGUCCGUAACUACCAGCCAACCCGAAUAAAGCGGUUUUAAAAAAA